UCGGGUGCAAAGUUUGCUCGCCCGGCGCCUGCGGAGGGAGCGGCGGCGGCGCGGGGGGAGCGGAGCGGAGCGGCCGCCCGAGCGCUCGGGUCUCCGACCGCUCUCCGCGCUCCUCGCGCCCCCGCCGGGGCGGCCGCGAUGUGCCGGGGGAUGGCGGCGCAGGGUCCGGACGGGCCGCGGUGCUGGCAGAACCGGCGGGCGCGGCUGCUGUGCAUGCUGGCGCUCACCUUCCUGUUCUUCGUGGUGGAGGUGGCGGUGAGCCGCGUCACGUCGUCGCUGGCCAUGCUCUCCGACUCCUUCCACAUGCUCUCCGACGUGAUGGCCCUGGUCGUGGCGCUGGUGGCCGUGCGCUUCGCCCAGCGCACCCGCGCCACCAAGAAGAACACGUUCGGGUGGGUGCGGGCCGAGGUGAUGGGCGCCCUCGUCAACGCCGUGUUCCUCACCGCCCUCUGCUUCACCAUCCUGCUGGAGGCCAUCGAGCGCUUCACGGAGCCCCACGAGAUCCAGCAGCCGCUGGUGGUCAUCGCCGUGGGGGUGGCGGGGCUCAUCAUCAACCUGCUGGGGCUCUGCCUCUUCAACCACCACGGCGUCGGGGGCCACGGGCACGCCCACGGCCACGGGCACUCGCACGGCGGCCGGCAGCAGCACCCCCGCGGCGGCCCCAAGCCCGAGCAGCCGCCUGGGGACGGGGAGGCUGCGCUGCACCGCGAGGAGACCAGCACCUUGGUGGAGAACUGCAGCAGCUCCAACGGAGUCAGCCAGGAGAAGCUGGGUGAUAUGAAAGAUGACAUGAGUGAUGUACAAGUGAAUGGGAAUGCUGGCCAUUAUCCUCUGGAUGAAGAGGAAGUUGAAGAAGACUCUAGUGCACAACUUAACAUGCGUGGAGUUUUUCUGCAUGUUUUUGGAGAUGCCUUAGGUUCAGUAAUUGUGGUAGUGAAUGCCUUGCUCUUUUAUGGCUUGUGGAAUCCAUGCCCUGAAGAUGCGCCUUGCUUUAAUCCAUGUGUCAAUAAUCAUUGCAUGGAAAAUGCUACUUUAUCCCAAGCACUUGGCAGAGCUAACAAGUCUGAGCAAGAGAGCAUUAUGGUGGCUGGUCCUUGCUGGUUGCUGUAUUUAGAUCCUGUCCUCUGUUUGAUUAUGGUCUGUAUACUCCUUUACACAACUUACCCAUUACUUAGGGAGUCAGCCCUCAUCCUUCUCCAGACUGUUCCCAAACAAAUAGACGUCCAUUCUUUGAACUCAAAGUUACGUACCCUCGAAGGAGUCGAAGCAAUCCAUGAAUUACACAUUUGGCAGCUAGCAGGCAGUAGGAUCAUUGGCACUGCUCACAUCAAGUGUCCUGACCCUUCCACGUACAUGAUGGUGGCCAAGCGUAUCAAAGAGAUCUUUCACGACGAAGGGAUUCACGCGACUACCAUUCAGCCCGAGUUUGCCAGCGUUGGCUCCGAGUCAGGGAGAGGGAAAUGCGAGUUUCCUUGCAGGACUCAGUGUGCUUUGAAGCAGUGUUGCAGAGCGGGAGAAGAUAGUUCUGCAAAGAAGACAGAAAAAUCCUCGUCACUUAGUAUUUCUUGUUCAGAAGUUGUCAUCGAAUUUCCGAAAACGAGGAGGACUAAGUCAGAGAGCAUCCCUUCAGUGAAGCUGGAGGCAAACACCGAUCAAAACGAGCAGUUUGAGUCGUCUUUGUAACUCCCUGAAGGGUGCUGCCUGAGUUGUGGAGACUUUGUCAACAGCUGUGUUGCAAGAGGAAGAGACAGACGUUUGAGAUGCAAUUUUGCCAAAUAGUGUAAUUGCUGAAGUCCUUGUUCUUGUCAUAUUGCUAAAUAUAGAAUGCUUGUUUUAAAGAAUAUAAUGUCACUGUCAUGAUACAAUGUGUUUGUGUUGGCUUUGUUUGACUGAGACAGACAGAAAGUGCACCUAUGCUAUAACACUUCAGAAAACCAGUUUCAACAUUUCAGCAGACACUUUUUGCUGUGCUUCAAAUUAAGAUACUUUUUUCCAGUGAAAAGGUAUUUGAGGGAUAAGCAUGUAAGAACUCAAUUUGUGUUACAGAUUUCUUGGACCUACUUUUUCCUUUUAUAUUUGAUUUGUAGAUAUCUUAAUAUAUUGUUUAUUUAGAAGCCCUAAAAAACCAAAGUUCAUAGAACAUUUUUAAAGAUAUAGCUACUAAAAACUGGAAACCACUUUGCAGUUUCACAUAUUUUUCUUAAAGCUAUGUAAUAACAAUAAAAAAUGUGAAGGCUUUUCUAAUUAAUUUAUCGCACAGCAUAAUUUAAAGACAGCAUCAUGUGAUUGUCAGAAAUUUUCGUGUCUUCUUCUGGUAAGGUAGCAAGGUAAUUGAAAACAACAGAUGUGAAAGGGUUUUUUUUUCUGUCAGAAUGGCAGUUCAAGCUACUGUAUACUGCUCUGUGAUCAAGACAUGAAGGUGGUCGAUAAAGUAACACAGACUUUUACAUUUUAUGGAUUUUCUGCUGUUUUCUGUUACUUUCAAGUUGUGUCUGGUCAUGAAAGUCUUCAAGGUUUAAAGAACCCUUGACUCAACAGUGCUAUAAAUAAAUAUUUAGCUGAUACUGAGUUUAUUAAGAUAAAAUAAUUAGUUCUGUCUAUAAGUGCUCUGUUGGGGAAGGUCUGCCAAGCACCAACAGUGUAACUCCUGCUUCCAAGCACAGACAGCAGCUCCCCAACAAGUAAUGGUGCAUUUUGCUUCUAGCUGAGUGUGUCUGUAAACACUUGCAGUGACUUCAGUCCUGGUCCCCCACCGUGUCCUCAGGAGCCCUCCACUGACUUUUGAGGAAGUGGUGCAAGGAGUAAGAUUUCAUUCACUGCAUUUCACACUUUGAGAUGUUUAUGUAUCACAUAGUUUCACUUAGUAUCUGAAUCUGUGGUUUAAAAUCUGGACUCAGUUAAUUGAAAACUGGCUCUAAAGAAGCUGUUACAGUGUGCUGCCACUUAGGAAAGGAGAAACCGCUCUGUGGACUCUGUGAAUUUGGCAGAGAUGAGAUGAGAGUUGAAAGAUAAAACAUACAAGAAAUCUAGUCUAAAACCCUGGCCCUUUUGAUCCACUCUCAUGUUAUGUAUGGGAACUAAUGUCUUGUGAUUAACGGAUUGCUCCUGUGUGCAAAACUGGAAAACAACUCAGAUCUUCCGUUCUUUGCUCUAUGACUCUGGACAUGAUAAACACUUUGCCUCAGUUUCCCUAUCUUCAAAUGGGGAUAAUACCUACCUCACAGGGGUGUUGUGAGGCUUAACUGUUGUGUGAAGAGCUUUGAGAUCUGUUACUGGAAGGCACUGGAAAGAGGAUAAGAUAUUAGAUUACCUGGCAUUUACUACUUCUACAAAUGUAUUGCAAUACCUAGGCACAACCAUAGGGAACUGAGGAUAGUUUUGGCCUUAUGAAAUUCUUCGAUGCUGUGGUUUUCAGGUUUUUAACAGUAUUUAAAUAUAGAUUUUUUUUUAAAAAAAGAAUGUUUUGUUAGUGAAGGGAAUGUAGCUUUGCCUCCAGAUACAGAACACGUCCCUAGUUUGCAUUUCUAAUUUGUGUCUUGCAUCAUAAUUGCUCCUAAAUAGUACAAAAAUAGUCCUGCUGCUCAUCAGACCUGUAUUGGCCCAAGCCAUGUCAGUGGUCUUACCCAAGCUCUCAGCAGAGCAUAGCAGUCAACUCUCGAUUAUCCAUGGGUGGAAUCCCAGUGUUGUGCAUUAACUGUGCGGUCUGCAGAGCCAAGACCAGCCCUGUCUCACGGCACACCCGGGCCAAGCGCUGUGUGCCGAAGCAGGGGAAGGUGGAAGUGCUGCCCCGCUCGCAGGGACCCCAUCACCGCCUGCACUGCCGGGCUGCAGCACAGCACUGCCGGGGCUGCUGCCCCUUGGCUGCUCAGAUGCAUCCGCGGGAAGCUGGGGGCUGUGCAUGGGUGAGCUUGGCUUUGUGCUGGCUUGGGAUGUUGGUGCUUCACAGCCACCAGCAUUGCUCACCUUUUUCUGUGUUUAUGCUUGUUGUAUAGUCUCAUAAACUAACUUAAAUGUGUUAAUAUAGUAUUUAUAUAUGUUUUUGUUUUUUCUGAAUUAUCUUAACUCUUUUUUUCUGUUACCUGUAUAUGAUCUAGAGUUGACUGUUAAAUGAGAUCUUGUAUGAGACUACAUUUGCCGAGUAUGCUACCACUGCUAUUAUAUUAGAGAGUAUUAACCAAGUAAAUUUUGAAAUGAACAAAGUACUAUUUUUUUUAAAUGUGUAUCCUUGCUUUCUAUGGUAAACUUUCACUAAUUAUUUUCAUCACUAGUUUAAAAUUCAUCUCGGUCAUUAGUAUGAAUUGUUGAGGUUCUGCUGUAUAUCACUAAUGCACCAUAGAACUGUUCUUUAGUUUAUUUUAAAAAAUACCAACAAAUCAAACCAUGGUAGCACUGAGAAGUCUGAUUGACUUCUCUCCUGUUGCUCUUAUAAAAAGAGGGCAACUAGUAAGUCAUAACACUUACCAUCAUUGGUUAGUAGUCUCAGUAAAUGCAUCUGAAUAGAGGGAGUUGUAGUCACUAAUUCCACUCUAAACGAUUAAUUUUUUUUGUGCUAGAAGUCAUAUUUUUCUAUUUCUGUGUCCAUUGCAGGCAAUGGCUAGCUAAAAUGACAAAAAAGCUCUCCCCCUCAUUAUUUUAAAUAUCAGGACGGGAUGCAGAGUUGACAGUGAUGAUGGUGAUGAUGAUGAUGGGGGCAGGAGGGGGAAUUGUGUGGCCUCUCUGUCAUGUGCCCUGUUGCACAUGCAGCACCAGCUGGUGUUAGCAGGGCCCUCCAGUCUCCUUAGCCCUCGAUGGUAAACUCCCUGAAAGCAUGGAGUGAGGUCAGGGUGGUGGCUGUGCAGCAGCAGGAACACAGUUUCUCCCUUCUGACUGUAGGAGACCCGACUGUAGCCUGCUAGCUUGUGAAAUAGCUCAAUUUGUUUAAAAUUUGAUCUGUCUGGAGUUAUACAGACUUGAUUUGUUCUGAAGAUCACAGUUUAAGAAUACUGAGAGCAUUCAAAAGCACUGCACAGUCUCUCUUUAUUUAAUUUUUUUUUCCACAAUGCAUGAAACUAGUGAAUCUCAUGUAAGUAAACACUGCAGUGGUGGGGAGCUAAUUGUAUUGUGUAUCACAUUCCUGAAUUUUUAAAAUAAAACCAAUUAUGGAACACUGAUUUUAAGGCAAAAUAAGUUUGUACUUCAGUGUCUAGAAGUUGUCUUCUAGCCUUGUUAAGGCUUCUGAUUAAAUGUGUCAGAGAUGUACCAAACAUCACUGGAUGAAAAAUUUACCCUUGCUAUGUGUCUCAUCCAGGAACAUGCUAUUUUAGAAUCACUUCCUAGAUUAUAUCUACACCUAAGGUGCAGUGCAGAACUAAUUCAGCCGCUCAGUGAGCUAGCCACAGGACCAUCAGUCUUCCUUUUUAGCAGAGUAAAUUGUUUCUGUGGAACCCCUAAUAAUUGUAGCUUAAUUACUUCCAACACCCAGUGUGGGCUUUGGUAAUGUCUGUAGUUACCACAUUGCAGUGGUGCAGUAUUGACAUACACAGAGUUAUAUAAAAGAACCAGCCCCAACUUGUGACUCCCCGAAAGUCAUGGCAGGGGCUCAGUCCUGAAAAUUUCUGUAUUCUUAAAUAGUUUCAUUGGGCUGACGAGUACUUACUUGCACACUAGGAAUUACUUGUGGGAGUGAGUCCAAAGCUUCUGCCAGUGUUAGCCUGGCUUUUAAAGAAAAAAGUACCUAGAUUUUAUGGAUUAAAAUCAGAACUGCUAUGGUGUCUCUAAAUUUGCUGCAGAAACACUGUCAGAUCGGUAUAAUUCCAGGAUUUAUUCCUUUUCCCAUUCUCUAAAAAGAAAGGAAAAAAAGCCUGAGUGUCCUAAGAUGUUAACAAGUUUAGCUAAACUAACGUUGCUGUUAGCUUCUGAAAUCAGGCCAUCUGAAUUUAUUAAACACUGCCUGAUGGAGUUUGGGGAGGAGGAAUAAAGAUUCUUGCCAUUUUCCUGCCCCUGCCCCCUGCUUUGACUGCACUUUCUAAUCUCUUCAGCUAUGGAGAGACCAGGGGGGAUGGAGGGGGUGAAUUUUGUAACUAGAUGUUCCAAGUUCCACAUGGAGGGAAUGGGAAAUACUGCUAACUAUAUUUAAAAGCAUAUAAAUAUGUUCUGACUAUUUUAGUUCCAUAGCAUAGCAUCAGUUACACCCUUUUUAGGUAUGCAUUUGGUUCAGGUCCACAGUAUCUUUGGCUUUUCCUUUCUCUGCUAGACAGAAAGAGGUGGAUGCUCCAUUUGCCUGAGCUGAAGCCAGGGUUGACAAUUUUCCAAAUCAAAUGUAGCUUUGCUGAUAACAGAAGGUCUGAUUAUUCCUUGUGACCUUUGCUUUGUGUGGUUAGCUGCGUGUGAGGUGCAGCACCAUGUUUUAGCAGGCUCACAUUUAUAUUUUGCACUCACCGUGUUGUCCAACUAGUUGAAAAGCAAAACCACAAAGCUGAAAAAUAUCUUUCAUCUGUAUGUCUCCAAAAAGCACAUGGGAUUAAUUUGGCUUCUUUUUUUUUUUCAUGUCCUGGAUCCUAUUUCUGAAUAAUGUUAAAAUAUAAUUGGCAUAGUUUGUUCAUUGAUGAUAUUUCUUUUUGCCUUCUUUUAAAAUAAAGAACAAUGUCAUUUUUUCUUUUUUCCUUUU
Prinia subflava (tawny-flanked prinia) is the source of this 6646-nucleotide messenger RNA. RefSeq names its product solute carrier family 30 member 1 (gene SLC30A1). NCBI's taxonomy places the organism in Eukaryota, Metazoa, Chordata, Aves, Passeriformes, Cisticolidae. The coding region runs from base 139 to 1683 and encodes 514 amino acids. Gene Ontology annotation, molecular function: calcium channel inhibitor activity; zinc ion transmembrane transporter activity. The record is from RefSeq and is a predicted model, not a curated record. Gene Ontology annotation, biological process: detoxification of zinc ion; zinc ion transmembrane transport; intracellular zinc ion homeostasis. Gene Ontology annotation, cellular component: endoplasmic reticulum; Golgi apparatus; membrane. The transcript has 2 exons.